AUGGACCCCGCCGCCAACUCCAAAAGCAACCACUGCCUCGACGCAGCCAAAGCCUGCAACCUGAAUGACAACUGCAAGCGCCUGCGCUCCGGCUACAUCUCCACCUGCAGCAAGGAGAUCUCGGCCACGGAGCACUGCAGCCGCAGGAAAUGCCACAAGGCCCUGCGUCAGUUCUUCGACCGCGUCCCCAGCGAGUACACCUACCGCCUCCUCUUCUGCUCCUGCAAGGACCAGGCUUGCGCCGAGCGCCGGCGACAAACCAUCGUCCCCUCCUGCUCCUACGAGGACAAGGAGAAACCCAACUGCUUGGAUCUGCGCAACACGUGCCGGACGGAUCACCUCUGCCGGUCCCGGCUGGCCGAUUUCCACACCAACUGCCAAGCCUCUUUCCAAUCCCUGACGAGCUGCCCCGGGGACAACUACCAGGCGUGCCUGGGCUCCUACGCAGGGCUCAUCGGCUUUGACAUGACGCCCAACUACAUCGACGCCAGCCCCACCAGCAUCACCAUCUCGCCCUGGUGCUCCUGCAGAGGCAGCGGCAACAUGGAGGAGGAGUGUGAGAAAUUCCUCCGAGAUUUCGCGGAAAACCCCUGUCUCCGAAACGCCAUCCAAGCCUUCGGCAAUGGCACCGACGUGAACCUGUCCCCCAAGAACCCCUCGCCCCCCGUCACCGUGCCACCAAAGACGGAGAAGAGCCCUGCCUUGCCGGAUGACAUCAACGACAGCAACACCAUCUAUGACACGAGCGUCAUCACCACCUGCACCUCUGUCCAGGAGCACGGACCGAAGCUAAACAAGUCCAAAGAGCAGAGCCUGUGCUACUCAGAGGUACGUUUGGGGCAGUGA
This is a messenger RNA of Eurypyga helias (sunbittern), 846 nucleotides long. It is a transcript of the gene GFRA2, whose product is annotated as GDNF family receptor alpha 2. Gene Ontology annotation, molecular function: signaling receptor activity. Bases 1 to 846 code for a protein of 281 amino acids. Lineage: Eukaryota; Metazoa; Chordata; Aves; Eurypygiformes; Eurypygidae. Gene Ontology annotation, biological process: nervous system development. The transcript has 5 exons. Gene Ontology annotation, cellular component: signaling receptor complex; external side of plasma membrane. The record is from RefSeq and is a predicted model, not a curated record.